Messenger RNA from Nezara viridula (southern green stink bug), 778 nucleotides. Lineage: Eukaryota; Metazoa; Arthropoda; Insecta; Hemiptera; Pentatomidae. The record is from the annotation of a GenBank genome assembly.
CCCGUAGAGCAGUGUUCAUCAGUCUUAAUACAACAAGGAUGUUGGUAGGAUCAACUAGCCGUGUCGUAGCCGGAAGGAAGGCUCUCCAGAUGGUCUACUGGAGGACUUCCAAGAAGAACGGAGAGAUGAUUAAGACGGAGAAGAACAUGGUAUAUGGCCAGGACACUCCAACCCCUAGCAUGGAAUCCGUCAACAGACCCAUCUGGGUUACAACGAACAGGAGAAUUAACGUUGUGGAAUAAAUUACUGCGACUUCUUGAAAUCUCGAAUGGAAACUAUGAACUCAAUUGAAAUUCUUCAUUUAAUAUAAGAUAAGAAGGAAAUAGAUAAAAAAAAAAAAUGUAUAAUUUGUAAAUAUAAUUUUGUAUAUUUUUAUUAUUUAAUAUAUUAAUGUUAUUUGACUCUUCUAAUUAGUUUUAUUUCUAACGCUUUUAUUUAUUUUGUUGUUUAAGAUUCUUUCCCAUUUACAAAAUAAUAAUCCUUGGUGAUUUAACUUUUUUAAUAAGCAUUAUAAAAUUAAUUCAAGAUUGAAAGGAACCAUGAAAUAAAUGAAAUUACCACAAAGAAGUUUGAUGUUCUGAGCCGAACCUGAAAUUUCAACAACGCAAAUAAAGUUAUAAAAAGAAGAUAGUGUGCUUAUAUUUGACUAUAUAUAUAAUUGAUGAAUUAGUAUAGUGUUAGCAAUUACGAAUUCCAUGGAUACAUUUGCUAAGAACCUUCUGGUUUGGUAUUAAUAAUGUAAGUCUAAUGAGUUUAACACAAAACAAAACAUGAGUAC